AUGGCUGAUGAGAAACCGAAGGAAGGAGUGAAGACUGAAACUAGCGAACAUAUCAACCUGAAGGUGGCAGGCCAAGAUGGAUCGGUCGUGCAGUUCAAGAUUAAAAGACACACGGCGCUCAGCAAACUUAUGAAAGCCUACUGCGAUAGACAGGGACUGUCCAUGAGGCAAAUCCGGUUUAGAUUUGACGGACAACCAAUAAAUGAGAAUGACACACCAUCACAAUUGGAAAUGGAAGAUGAAGACACGAUUGACGUGUUUCAACAACAGACAGGAGGAGUGAUUUAA
Molecule: messenger RNA, 288 nt
Organism: Nerophis lumbriciformis (worm pipefish)
Lineage: Eukaryota; Metazoa; Chordata; Actinopteri; Syngnathiformes; Syngnathidae
Source: RefSeq, a predicted model, not a curated record